GUAGCGAGGCUCAGCUGCCUGGGACAGUCUGCUGUUCAAACAUGGAGUCCUCCGGCACUCCGUCCUGUGAACAGAGUGACAAAUCUAAGAGAUACGACCGCCAGUUGAGAUUAUGGGGAGAUCAUGGACAGUCAUCAUUAGAAUGUGGCCAUGUUUGUCUAAUUAAUGCCAGUGCAGCAGGAACAGAAUUAUUAAAAUCAUUGGUUCUGCCAGGAGUAGGAGCUGUCACCAUUGUUGAUGAUGCAAAGGUUACACCAACUGAUGUCGGCAACAACUUUUUUGUGGAUAGUGACAGCAUUGGAAGACCACGAGGAGAAGUAGCACUCCGCCUUCUUCUUGAGCUAAAUCAAGAUGUUCAUGGAACAUUUGUGGAACAACCUCUCCAGGAGAUUCUAGACAACCAACCAGAUUUCUUCACUCCAUUCACUUGUGUUGUUGUCACUUGUUUACCAGAAUGUACUUUGUUGAUGCUCUCCAAAAUUCUGUGGGAAGCACAUGUUCCAUUGGUGGUAGUUCGCAGCUAUGGCAUGAUAGGCUACAUAAGAGUGCAGAUUGAAGAACAUGCAGUAGUUGAAAGCCAUCCUGAAAGUGAGAUGCCUGACCUUCGGUUGGACAGACCCUUUUCUGCAUUGCAAAAGUAUAUGGAUAGUCUUGACCUUGAAUCCAUGGACAACAAAGAACAUUCUCAUGUACCAUACGUUGUAAUUCUUUAUAAGUAUUUGCAGCUCUGGAAUCAGCAGCAUGGAGCACCACCCAAGAAUUAUAAAGAAAGAAAAGCAUUUAUUGAGCUUUGUAAAACAGGUAUGAGAGAAAAAGAAAAUAAUGAGCCUGAAGAAAAUUUUGAAGAAGCAGUAAAGGCUGUAAACACUUCUUUAUUACCUACUUCCAUACCAUCUGGAGUACAAUCCAUCUUGAAUAAGGCAGCUUCCAUCACUCCUAGCCCUACAACUAAGCCUUUCUGGAUUAUGGCUAGAGCUCUUCAUGAGUUUGUUACUUCAGAAGGACGUGGAGCUUUACCAGUUAGAGGAACCAUACCCGAUAUGACAGCAGAUUCUGAGAAAUACAUAAAAAUUCAGAAUUUGUAUCGUGAACAAGCAGCGCAAGAUGCUGACUGGGUAUUGAGAAGAGUGCAGGAACUUAGUCAGCAGUUGGGUCCCAGAAAAAUUGUGCCAUCAUUAGACAAUGAUGUCAGAACUUUUUGCAAGAAUUCGCAUGCCUUGAGAGUUGUUAAGGGCAAGUCUAUCACUGAAGAAUACAAGGGUAGCAUCAACCUUGGUGAAAUAGGUGCACACUUGGAAAACCCUGAGAGUGAGCUGGUGUGGUAUGUGAUGCUCAGAGCUGUUGAUCAGUUUCACUCUGAGUUUCGAGCUUAUCCUGGCUUUUUUCAGGAUCAGGUGGAAACUGACAUUGUACGAUUAAAGGUUUGUGUGAAUAGGUUAUUAGCAGACUGGGGCUGUGGUCCCAUUGUCAAGGACGAUUUUAUCCACGAGAUGUGUCGGUACGGAGCAGCAGAGGUGCACUCAGUUGCUGCAUAUAUUGGUGGGUGUGCAGCCCAUGAAAUUAUAAAGAUAAUUACUGGCCAGUAUGUUCCCAUUAGCAACACACACAUCUAUAAUGCCAUAACAGCAACAUCAGAAACUUUCAUGCUGUGAUUGUUUUGUUUAUUGAAAACUAAAAAUAAUGAUUUGCAUGUACAGUAUGUUAAUAUACAAAAUUCAUGCACUAGCUUGUGCUAGUUUCCUAGUUUUCACUUGAAAAUAAAUUGAACAUCUUUAUUGUUAUUCAGUACGUAUAUAAAUGGUGGAUGAUUAAAAAUUUAAAGCAAGGGAUCAGUUUCUUUUCAUUUUUUGCAAAUUUUUGUUUUGAGUAUUAAUACAGAAGACAGUUAUUGCAUAUUAAGCAUACUGAGUUUGCUAUUUAUUUUGAUAAAUGGAAGAGAUUAACUUUUAAAGCUCUUUGGUAACCUUAUGUCCCAAGAAAGCACAAAAUUAAAUAAGUAACAUAAAAAUUUUUGGGAUCCAGUAUAGUACUUUGUUGAGAUUGUAAGAUUCUCAUUGAAUUAGUGUACAGUAUAUUUAAGUGCCUAGGUUACGUGGAGUACAGUAAUUAUUUGAUGUUGAGGUGUCUAGUAUCCAUAUAUGUCCCAUUUAAAUUCCAGUUUUACAAAAUUGUGUCCUUGCCUCUUUAUAUAUGUGAAAUUUAUAUAAGCAGUGAGAGUAUAUUAACUUUUUUCUACAAAAUUUUGUGAUUAUGUAUUGUUCUGUACUGUAACCUACAAAUGAACAUCACUCUUUUUAAUCUGCAUUGUAUCAAAGAUUCAAAUACAGUGGACCCCUGGUUAACAAACUUUUUUCAUUCCAGUAGUAUGUUCAGGUGCCAGUACUGACUGAAUUUUUUCCCAUAAGGAAUAUUGUGAAGUAGAUUAGUCCAUUUCAGACCCCCAAACAUACACGUACAAACGCACUUACAUAAAUACACUUACAUAAUUGGUCGCAUUUGGAGGUGAUCGUUAAGCGGGGGUCCACUGUAUUUCAAUGUGUUUUUUGUAAAAUAAAGGAUAUUUUAAAAAAUAUAUGAAUAUGUAUAUAUUGAAUAAAUUGAAAUCUCUUAGAAAUUAGAUACCAAAUAUUUGUCAAUGUCCUUUUUUCAUAUCAAAGGCUAUUUAUUAUUUACUGUAUAAAUAGGUGGUAUAGCAUUUGUAUAUCAAUUAAGGCACACCCUGUGUAGUUCAAUAAACCUUACCACAAUG
This is a messenger RNA of Cherax quadricarinatus, 2749 nucleotides long. It is a transcript of the gene APP-BP1, whose product is annotated as Nedd8-activating enzyme E1 regulatory subunit APP-BP1. The record is from RefSeq and is a predicted model, not a curated record. Gene Ontology annotation, biological process: protein neddylation. Gene Ontology annotation, cellular component: cytoplasm. Gene Ontology annotation, molecular function: NEDD8 activating enzyme activity. Lineage: Eukaryota; Metazoa; Arthropoda; Malacostraca; Decapoda; Parastacidae.